This is a messenger RNA of Daphnia pulicaria, 606 nucleotides long. RefSeq names its product tropomyosin-1-like. Bases 1 to 606 code for a protein of 201 amino acids. The transcript is spliced from 3 exons. NCBI's taxonomy places the organism in Eukaryota, Metazoa, Arthropoda, Branchiopoda, Diplostraca, Daphniidae. The record is from RefSeq and is a predicted model, not a curated record.
AUGGGACAGAUAAGGGCGGAAUUUCGACGCGUUUCCGAGGAAAAAGACGCUGCUUUCGCGUUCGUGGAAAAAGCCAAAAAAUUAGCAGAAGAAUCCGCACAAUUAGCCGACGAACGAAAAGCUGCAAACGGUCUCCUUCAGAGAAAUGUAACUCAACUAAAAACAGAGUUAACUGCAUUCGAGUCUCAAAUCGACGAGUUCAAGAAAGAGAAAUCCGUUCUGCUCUACAAUGCCUCGAAGUGGGAGAAUGAGACCCUAUCAUCAACGAUGUCGGAGCUGGAGCGCAUCAAACAAGAAGACAGUUUCCUAAACAUCAGCUUGGAAUCUGCCAAAGCUAAGUUAGCAGAAAAGAACCGAGAAGAACUAGAGAGAUUGAAACAAGAGAAUCAAAAACUUUUGGACACCCAAGAGGAAACUUUGUCUUCCGUGCAAAAAUUGACAAAAUUGGCCAAAGAGCAAGUGGAGGCGCUAUCGGAAGCUCUGGCUGCACUACGAGAAGCAGUUAAACACACCAACGACGCAGCUAAAGCGACAAAAGCAGAACGCGAAUCGAUGAAUUCCGGUGCGACCAAAACUGAAAAAGAGACAAAGGGAAAUUGGGUUUGA